UGACAGCUUUAUUAUGAAAGUAUACACUUUUUUCCACAAUAUGUAUAUGUGUGUUCGUGUUUGAAAGACUAUACGGUAGAUAUUUUUUGUUGCUUGACAAAUAUUGCAGUCGUUUAACCGAAAUGUAACUCUCAACUAAGUGCAACAAAUGGUGUAAUUCAUAAUGUGAUAAAAAAUCAUUGGCUAAGCUGGCUGUAUCAUCGUUCAAAUUGCACAGCGUUCUUGCUCCGCCCCUCCACUCCUAUAAAGAAGCACCAUUUUGAAUUUACAUACAUAGAAAUUAAUGGUCAAAGGAUUUGCCAUAGAUAGAAUGUUGCGACAAUUCUUCCGUCAGCAUAACGCCGUUUGUAUGUUGAAUGCAUUUAUCUUUUUAACUUUGCAAAUGCGUAGUGCAGUGCAUUGCGUCAAAGUUGAGCAUGGACACGCGCAAUCACGUUCGUAUCUAGAUUUAAGCAAUGUUGAAUCUCCGCUGUUGAAGCCAUUCUCUUCAACUGACAUUGUCGCCCAGUUUGUUCUACCACCCAUUAACAAUGGAGGCGUGGCUAGUGGACAAAUUGAUAUUGGUAUCUCCACAUCAACAUCGACGGAAGCAAACUUUGGCAAUCGUACAAAUGCUGCCAAUGGUUUAAAUGUUGGCAGUUUAAAUACCCAAUCAAAAAACUAUUUCACUCAUCUUACCUUCGAUUAUAUCCACGACGUCCUCUAUGCGGGUGCCACAAACAAAAUACUAAAGUUAAAUGAAAAUCUACGAGUUCUCUCGGAGGCUGUCACCGGGCCCAAGCCCGAUGCACCGCAGUGCCAUGCCGGUGGCUGUCCGGAGGAUGUGGAAACGUCGCUGGUCAACAACUAUAAUAAGAUAUUGGUAGUUAGCUAUGCUCACAACGACGGCAUCCUCAUCUCUUGUGGUAGUAUACGGCAAGGUGCCUGUGAGAUUUACAAUCUUUUGCGAUUUCCUUCCGCACCUCAAUUUGUGGCAGUGCCAUUAGCUGCUAAUGAUGAAUAUGCCUCCACUUAUGCAUUUGUGGGUCCGUCACGUUAUUCUUGGAAAGAGGAGGAUAUACUCUAUGUGGGGACGACAUUUACUAACGUCGGCGAUUAUCGGCACGAUGUGCCAGCGAUAUCAUCUCGACGCUUGGAAGACUUAAAUUAUGCUGAGUUUUCCAUACAGCAGUCAAUUAUUAACAUCGAUGUGAAAUAUCGUGAUCAUUUUCUAGUUGAUUACGUUUACGGAUUCAAUUCAUCUGAGUAUGCAUACUUUGUGCUUGUCCAAAAGAAAUCACAUCUGGCUGAAGAGGCAGGCUAUGUCACGCGUUUGGCACGUAUCUGCAUUACAGAUCCAAAUUAUGAUAGCUACACAGAGAUAACCAUUCAGUGCACCGCUACGGAGGAGCAAAUCGAUUAUAAUAUAUUGCGAGAUGCAAAGAUAACGCACGCAAGCCAAAAGUUAGCCCAUCAAAUGGGCAUUAAGCGAGAUGAUCAUGUGCUGGUGACUGUGUUCUCGCCAUCAAAAGAGAUUAGCGAUGAGCCAGAGAAUAAGUCAGCUAUGUGCAUUUAUAGCUUGAAGGAUAUUGAGGAUGUGUUCAUUGAGAAUAUACACAUGUGCUUCAAUGGCACUAAUAAGGAUCGCAAUCUAGGCUAUAUCUCUGGUACGAUCAAUGAUGGUAAAUGCCCAAAUGCUGGCUCUUUGGGCAACAUUUAUAAUUUUUGCAGUGUGGGUCUUAAAAUUAGCGGCGUUGCCCCAAUAUUGGCACAUGCGUUAUUCCAUUUUGAUAAUGUUUCGGUUACUUCGGUGACGGCAACAACAACAACUGAUCACCAGCAUUCACUUGCGUUUCUUGGCACAGAGGCCGGCACCAUAAAAAAAGUCCUGUUGUCUGGUCAGAAACCUGGAGAAUAUGAGGAAAUUGUCGUAGAUGCCGGCAAUCGUAUUCUUCCCAAUACAAUGAUGUCACCAAAAAAGGAUUUUCUUUACGUCUUGUCAUUGCGUAAAAUAACAAAGUUGCGUAUUGAACAUUGUUCCGUAUAUUCAAACUGCUCAGCCUGUCUGGAAUCAAGGGACCCAUUCUGUGGCUGGUGUUCCUUGGAAAAGCGCUGCACUGUCCGUUCGACAUGUCAACGGGAUACGUCAGCUUCGCGCUGGCUCUCACUGGGUAGUGGUCAACAAUGCAUUGAUUUCGAAUCAAUUGUACCCGACAAAAUUCCCAUUGCGGAAUUAACACGAGUGCAGCUUGUUAUACGUACAUUGCCGGAACCAUUUAAUGCCAAGUAUCGUUGUGUAUUUGGGAAUUCGACGCCAAUUGAUGCCGAAAUACUUGAGCAUGGUUUGGCUUGUGAUACGCCGCCAAUUGAUCAAAGACCAAUCAUUGCUGCUAAUAUGGAUCAUGUGCUCGUACCACUGUCCGUGCGGAGCUCCGAGACAAAUAAGGAUUUUGUGUCGCGGUCCUUUGCAUUUUUUGAUUGCUCGCAUCAUGGCAAUUGUCAGUCGUGUGUGCGAAGCUCGUGGGGUUGCAAUUGGUGCAUUUUUGAUAACAAGUGCGUACACAAAUCGGAACAGUGUCGUAACAUGGAAAAUGCGAUCAGUGGAGAGGGUCAGUGUCCGCACUUAAAGCGCAAUCGUCAACCAAUUUUGCUGCCAGUGCGUGUGCCAAAAGAAAUACGUUUAGAGAUUGAGAAUUUGCCAAAGCCAAAAAGUGCGCAUGCUGGAUAUUUGUGUACGAUACAAAUUGAAGCAGCUCAAAUGCUUUUACCAGCUCACAUUGAGUCCAACAAGAUUGUUGUGUGCGAAAAGACGCCGUACUUUUAUGAGACGAAUACUCACGAAUACGAAGCUAAGGUUGAGAUAACUUGGAAUCGCCAGCAUUAUAUAGAUACCGCUAUGGUCAUAUUGUACAAGUGCGAUGUGCUUGGCUCCCAUCGAGAACACGCCGAUUGCAGUUUAUGUGUCACACGUGACCCCAAAUACCAAUGUGCUUGGUGUGGCAGUACUUGUGUUUACAAUGAGACUUGCCGAUCACCAAUAACAAUUCAUGGUCAUGGGUUCGAUGUGGACGCUGUUUCAAAUAAUGUUCUGCUGCAAAAUGAAUGUCCACGACCCCGGAUUGAUAUCAUAAAACCAUUGUCGGGUCCUGUGGAGGGGGGAACUCUGGUUACAAUCGAGGGCAGCAAUUUGGGUAUUCGCGAGGAAGAUGUUAGAGGAAAAAUAUCAAUUGGAACAGUGCCAUGUAUACUGGUGAAUUAUCAAAUCUCUGUUAAGAUUGAGUGCCGUACGGGAGCAGCAUUGCAUGAGAUGUCGGCGCCAAUUAAGGUGGCCAAUGAUGCUGGAUUUACGGAAUCAAGUGUUCAAUUUCAUUUUAAAGAUGUACAACUUACCGGUUUGUAUCCCACUGUUGGACCCAAAUCAGGUGGUACACAAUUAUCACUAUUGGGAAAGUAUCUGAAUAUUGGCUCAAGCAUUCGGGCGUUUCUCGAUGAAUACGAAUGUCACAUAAAUGUAACACAAGCUUCAUCCUCACGCCUAUCCUGCAUAACAUCGGAGGCAACGCAACCAGAGCCAAUUCGCUCCCUACGGUUGGUUGUCGACGGAGCUAAUCGCACAUUCACUUGCAAAAAUUCAGAAUUGGGACAGCAGCAGCAGCUGAUAAGCACUUCUAGAAGCUAUUAUGGAACAUAUCAUUACAAUAUGCCCCCGCCGCCGUGUUCGAUAUUCAACUAUACACAGGAUCCGCGCAUAAUGCAAAUAAAGCCAUUGCGCAGCUUUGCUAGUGGUGGACGUAUUUUAACCGUACAUGGCAUGUACUUAGACUCAAUACAAAAUCCUGAGCUUGAGGUUUUUCUGGAUAAUGAGCGUGUAAACAAAACUUCUUGCACUGUCAUUAAUUCCAGCCAAAUGGAGUGCCCAUCACCGCCCGUAAAUCUAAAGUUUCAAUUGUUGAAAAAUGCUGUUGAAAUGAAAUCGGUUCACAAAUUCGAACGUAAGCGAAAGCGCAAUGUACUAUUCAAUGAUAGUUUCAAUAUUUAUGCAACAGGUUCAACAGUAUCCAGCUACUUUUCUAGCAAUAGCAUGGAUGUAACAGCCUUUGUGAAGAUACAUGAGACUCAAUUAAAUUUGCAGCUUAGUUUUGUCAUGGACAAUGUGCAGUUAGUGCGAGACUUGAACAAAUAUUUUCAUGAAAUUCGCAGCACUAUUGUAUACUUGAACGAUCCAAAAUAUUUGCCAUUCCCGAAUGAUGGCAUCAAACUUUAUAAAGGUGACAGCUUGGUCAUUGAGGGUGAACUGCUUAAUUUGGCGGCCGAUGAGUAUGAUGUGAAUGUAACCAUCGGAACUGUGCAGUGCAACAUAACGAGCCUAGCUCUCACACAACUGUUAUGCAUACCGCCCGAGCAGCAGCCGGCCUCGACAGAUGAAAAUGGAAUUGAUCAGUCAGCCGAUCUACCGCUGGUUGUCGUUAAAGUUGGUCGCAAUUUGCGCUUUGUAAUUGGUUAUCUAAAAUAUGAUUUGAAUAAGCCGUAUUCGAUCUCACAUGCAAUGCUAGGCAUCAUAUUGACUGUGGCCGCAUUGAUUAUUAUCCUUGUAAUUGUACUGAUAAUAUUUAGGCGAAAGUCAACCCAAGCGGAACGUGAAUAUAAACGUAUACAAAUCCAAAUGAUCACAUUGGAGAGUAAUGUGCGAUCCGAAUGCAAACAGGCAUUUGCGGAACUCCAAACUGACAUGACCGACCUGACGGCGGAUCUUGAGAGCAGUGGUAUACCAACACUUGAUCAUGUCAAUUAUAUUAUGAAAGUUUUUUUUCCGGGCGUGUCGGAUCAUCCAAUAUUAAAUUCGCCAAAAAUUCAAGGCAAUGGCCAGCACACCAAUUACGAUACGGCUAUGAUGCAAUUCGAGCAGUUGGUCAGCAAUAAGUACUUCCUUUUAACGUUCAUUGAAACUUUGGAGACGCAACGAUCUUCAUUUUCAAUACGCGAUCGUGUAAAUGUUGCCUCACUUCUAAUGAUCGUUCUUAUGAACAAAAUGGAGUAUGCCACGGAGAUUUUAAAGUCGCUUUUAUUGCGUCUCAUCGACAAAUCAUUGGCCAGCAAACAUCCGCAGUUGAUGUUGCGCCGCACCGAGAGUGUCGUAGAGAAGAUGUUAACAAACUAUUUAGCAAUUUGUAUGUACGACUAUCUGAAAGAAUAUGCCGGAUCAAGUUUAUUCCUGUUGUUCAAGGCUAUUAAGCAUCAAGUAGAGAAAGGUCUUGUCGAUGCUAUAACGCAUGAUGCACGAUAUUCUCUAUCCGAGGAACGUCUAUUGCAUGAACAGGUCACACAUUCCGUUGUCAUUUUGCAUAUACUACAGGACGACCUGGACGAGAAGGUUCAGUGUCGCGUCAAUGACUGGGAUACCAUAUCUCAAGUCAAACUAAAGAUUCUUGAUGCCAUUUUCAAAAAUACACCAUUCUCGAUGCGGCCAUCAGUACACGAAGUGGACCUUGAGUGGCGUCACGGUCGCGGUGGUCAUUUAACCCUCCAAGAUGAGGAUCUCACCACAAAGACGAUUAACGGCUGGAAGCGCUUGAAUACAUUAUUCCAUUACGGUGUCAAAGAGUCCGCCGUAAUGUCUCUUAUAGCUAGACAGAAUGAGAGUUAUAAUAUGCCUUAUAGUAAACAGCAGGCUCCCUAUCACAAUUUUUAUUAUAUAAAUAAUUCGCAGAGUCAUAUAAUAAUCAACAACGAUAUUGAAUCGGGUCUUCAGCAACCGAGGCUUUAUCACCUAGUUAAGCCAAUAAUACCCGAUCACUAUAUGAAUAUCAAAAACUCAGCGAUUUCUGGAGUAUUGACACCAGCGCAGGGCAGUGCGCACUGCAUUGGAACUGGGAACGAACGAGCUAAUAAAACUAUACCAGAAGUGUAUUUAACCCGCUUGCUUGCUACGAAGGGUACUAUACAGAAGUUUGUUGAUGACUUCUUUUCCAUUAUAUUGACCGUAAAUGAAGAGCUGCCGCCUGCAGUUAAAUGGCUCUUUGAUCUGCUCGAUGAGGCGGCUAGGCGUCAUAAUAUUGCCGAUACAGAUAUUUUACACGCAUGGAAAUCGAAUAGUUUGCCACUUAGAUUUUGGGUUAAUUUUAUUAAGAAUCCCGACUUUAUAUUUGACGUAAACAAAACAUAUUCUGUCGACUUCUGCUUAAGUGUCAUAGCACAGACUUUUAUGGAUGCAUGUUCAACAACGGAACAUAGAUUGGGCAAAGAUUCACCAUCUAAUAAACUUUUAUUUGCCAAGGAUAUUCCGAACUAUAGAAGGAUGGUAAAGGACUUUUAUCGAGACGUGGCAAGGCUUCCUCAAAUUAGUGAUCAAGAAAUGAGCACAGCUAUGCAGCAAUUGUCAGUUCAACAGAAUGCAGAAUUUGACACAAUUUCUGCUUUAAAAGAGUUGUACAUUUAUAUAACUAAGUACAGAGAGCAGAUUAUGGAUGCGCUGGACACCGAUCCCAAUUGUAAAAAAAUGCAUUUGUCCAGUAAACUGGAAAGUGUUGCCUGCACACUCGACGGCGAGGAUACAUUAAACUGCUGACAAGAAUGUGUGUUUUAUUAUGUGAUUUAUGACGCUGCCGACCUGAUUUUUAUCAUUUCAAGCAACCCAAUUUUAAGUUAAUAAAAUUGUGGCAGAGAAAAUUUACGUACCAUAUAAAUAUACUCUAUCAAGUGCCAACUCCAGAAACAACCCAUGACACUAUAUAAUUUAACCGUAUUUUUCAUGUAUAUACAUACACUGGAUAUUGU
Molecule: messenger RNA, 6753 nt
Organism: Drosophila hydei
Lineage: Eukaryota; Metazoa; Arthropoda; Insecta; Diptera; Drosophilidae
Gene: PlexB
Product: plexin-B
Exons: 5
Coding region: 284-6544 (2086 amino acids)
Biological process (GO): motor neuron axon guidance; semaphorin-plexin signaling pathway involved in axon guidance; positive regulation of axonogenesis
Cellular component (GO): semaphorin receptor complex
Molecular function (GO): protein binding; semaphorin receptor activity
Source: RefSeq, a predicted model, not a curated record